Molecule: messenger RNA, 2586 nt
Organism: Dictyostelium purpureum
Lineage: Eukaryota; Evosea; Eumycetozoa; Dictyosteliales; Dictyosteliaceae
Exons: 3
Coding region: 1-2586 (861 amino acids)
Molecular function (GO): protein binding
Source: RefSeq, a predicted model, not a curated record
AUGACAACACCCUCAAUAAAUAUAAGUAAUAAUAAUAUUAAUAAUAAUAAUAAUAAUAAUAACAAUAAUCAACAAAACUAUAUUCAUAAUCACUUUUUUAAUGGUAUUGAAGAUGAAAAUAAUAUUUUAUUCCCAUCAAACCCACACCAUCAAUAUACAAUAAGCACAAGUCCGGGCACUAGUUCAUUUUUUCCUAUAACUUAUACAACAAAUAGCAACAACAAUAAUAAUAAUAAUAAUAAUAAUAGUAAUAAUAGUAGCAGUAGUAGUUUUUUAACAACAUCAAAUUUAAAUAUAAAUAUACCAAAUAAAAGUAAUAUAGAGAAUAAUAGUUUAAACAAUAGUAAUACUAGUAUAGUUGGUAAUGGUCAAAGUGGAUCUCCUAAUAGUAACAGCGGUACAGGAUAUUUUAGCAGUAGGGCAAAUAAUAAUAUUGAUUUUAAAAACUAUAUCAGUCAAAAAAUUCAAACAAUACAAAAUUCAAGCGGUAAUACUAACUCAAAUCAUCAAGGAUCAGUUUUAUAUAAAGCACCAAUAUUUAGAAAUGGAUUUGGUUCAUUUUUGAAAAGUUCUUUUUUUAGUGACGUGGUUUUAAUUGCAGAUGGUAAAAAAUAUUAUUUACAUAAAGUUAUUUUGGCCCAUUCAUCAAAGUUCUUUGCAGAUCAAUUUGAUCAACAAGAACUAAUAGAUACAAACAAUAAUCCCAAGGUUUUAUUAGCUAGUACAACAUCAUCAACAUCAACAUUAUCAUCCUCAUCUUCAUCAUCAACAUCAACAUCAACAUCAACCUCAACAGAUUAUUUUUCAUAUUUAGGCAAUAGUACAUAUGAAUUAAAAGGGCUUUUUUUAGAAUUCUUUGAACUAGUUGUAUUAUAUAUGUAUGAAGGGAAAAUCAAUUUAACAUCAAAGAACGCACUACCUAUUCUAUGGCUAUCUAAUACUUUUUCAAUAAAGGGUUUAAAAAAAGUAUCAACUUUCUUUUUAACAAGUUCAAUCACCAAAGAAAAUGCAUUACUAAUGUUAAACAAGGCCAUAAAUAUAGAAUCUGAAGAUUUAAUUUCAAAAUGCAUAACAGUUAUAUGUAAACAUUUUAAUCAAAUAAUUUUACCAAAUUCAUUUUAUAAACUAUAUAAUAAUAGUAGUAAUAAUCUCAAUUUAAAUAAUAGAGCAAUAAAAAACAAUAAUACUGAUCAUAGUAGAAAUAAUAAUAAUGACAAUAAUAUUAAUAAUAAUAUCAAUAAUAAUAAUAAUGGUGAUGAUCAACAGAUAAUAACAAAUGUAUAUUCUUCCUUAAAUUCAUCAACAUUAAUAACUGAUAAACAAUUAAAUUAUCAAAUUUUAAAAGAUAAUGAAAAAUCAUUAGACCCAACAACUAUCAAUACAAUACCAGAGUUAUUAUCGUUACCACUACAAAUUAUGAUAAGAUUAAUGAAACAAAAUAAUUUAUCAGUUUCAAACGAAUCAAUUGUAUAUAAAACAGUAUUAAAAUAUAUUCAGUUUAAUAAAACAAUUUUAUCAGAUAAAGAUACCAACUCAUUGUUUGAAGUCGUAAGGUUUCCUUUAUUUUCCUAUAAUCAAUUAGAGGAACUACGUGAUAAUGCCAUGGUGCCAAGCUACCUAAUUACCGAAGCACUACUUCAAAGAUUGAAAUAUCAUGAAGGUCCAAAAGACAGGGAGAAAGAAAAAGAAAAGGAAAAGGAAAAAGAAAAAGAUAAGGAAAAAGAUAAAGACAAAGAUAAAGAUAAAGAAAAAGAUAAAGAUAAAGAACAUGUUAGUAGUAGUAGCAGUCUAAAUUUGGCAACAACAAUAUCAACACAACCAAUAUUUCUGGUAUCUUUACCAUUUCCAAUUUCAACACCAAAUAAUAAUAACAAUAAUCAAUCAUCAUUUUACCCAUCACCCUCAUCACUAUCAACUAUGGAUUUAGAGGCAAUGAUGAUGGAUUCGCAAUCUGUUGGUAUGUCAUCUUUAUCAUCGACCUCAAUUACUCCAAUUAAAGAAACUAAAGAAAGUUUAGCGCAAAUGAGAAAAACCCCAAGAACAGCCUAUGCAACAUCAUUAGAAUAUAGUCACGACUUUGACACAUGUGGUGUAUUUUAUUAUAUAGGUACUAAUGGCGGUAAAGAAGAAUGGUCAAAUCCAGCAUCAAGAGGUCGUGUGCGUGUUGCUUGCUCAUCACAAGAAAAAGGUAGUGUAAUUGAUUGUUUUAAUAGAACCUCCUCUGAAUUUUGGACAAUGGACGUACCAGCAUCAUGGAUAUCAAUUAAUUUAGGAUCCAGUAGAACAAUGGUACCCACUUGGUAUACAUUACGUCAUGGCGGUAAUAGUAAAGCAGAUUGCUUAAGAAAUUGGACAUUACAGGGGUCAAUGGAUAGCAAAAACUGGACAGUUUUAGUUAGACAUAGCAACGAUGCAUCUCUAAAUGGUAAUUUUAGUACUUGCUCAUGGCCAAUACUAAACUGUACUCAAGCAUAUAGACACUUUAGAAUUUUACAAACUGGUAGAAACUCAUCAAAUCAUAAUUUCUUAUCAAUUUCAGGUAUCGAAUUUUAUGGUGACCUUUAUGAAACCAGACCUCCAAAUUAA